Messenger RNA from Pseudoliparis swirei, 3485 nucleotides. Its product is annotated as sodium-dependent neutral amino acid transporter B(0)AT3-like. Gene Ontology annotation, cellular component: membrane. Gene Ontology annotation, biological process: sodium ion transmembrane transport. The coding region runs from base 1 to 1659 and encodes 552 amino acids. NCBI's taxonomy places the organism in Eukaryota, Metazoa, Chordata, Actinopteri, Perciformes, Liparidae. The record is from RefSeq and is a predicted model, not a curated record. The transcript has 10 exons.
AUGGAUGGAGAAACUGGAAGUGCUGAGCAGGUUCACGGACCAAAAGAAAUUACUGAAAGACCAAAAUGGGACAAUAAAGUUCAAUAUUUGCUCACCUGCAUAGGUUUUGCUGUGGGACUUGGAAAUGUGUGGAGAUUUCCAUAUCUGUGCCAAAUCUAUGGUGGAGGUGCGUUUCUGAUUCCUUAUGGCAUUGCCUUUGUGUUCGAGGGACUUCCUCUGCUGCACAUGGAACUGGCCAUCGGACAACGGCUCCGCAUGGGAAGUGUUGGGGUGUGGAAUUCAAUAUCCCCUUAUCUGGGAGGUUUAGGUGUGGCUUCCUUGGUAGUUUCCUUCCUAGUGGGUCUGUUCUACAACAUGAUCCUGGCCUGGAUCCUCUGGUACUUCUUCCACUCCUUUCAAAGUCCACUUCCCUGGAGGGACUGCCCGUUGAACUUGAAUCGUACUGGCUAUGUAAGUGAGUGUGAGAAGAGCUCCCCAGUGAACUACUUCUGGUAUCGUGAGACCCUGAACAUCACACCAAACAUCGAGACCAGUGGGCCCCUGCAGUGGUGGCUCGUGCUGUGUCUGGCAUCUGCUUGGUGCCUCGUGUACAUCUGCUUCAUACGUGGAAUUGAGACUAUUGGAAAGGCUAUUUACGUCACGGCCACGUUUCCCUACCUCGUUUUGACCAUCUUCCUGGUCAGAUCCUUGACUCUGGCUGGGGCCACGGAUGGCUUAAUAUAUCUUUUCACACCAAAUUGGGAAACUCUGAAGAAUCCUAAGGUCUGGUUGGACGCGGCUACUCAGAUCUUUUUCUCUUUGUCUUUGGCUUUUGGGGGACUUAUUGCUUUUUCCAGUUACAAUGUUCAGAAGAAUAAUUGUGAGAGAGAUGCCCUAAUUGUCGGCUGCGUGAACAGUUUUACAUCGAUAUAUGCAUCUAUUCCUAUUUUUGCCAUUCUUGGAUUUAAGGCAAAUGAAAACUACAAUGUGUUUACUGAAGCGGUGAUCAAAAUGCCAGGCGCUCAGGUGUGGGCAGUGCUCUUCUUCGUCAUGCUCUUCAGCCUCGGCCUGUCCUCCAUGUUUGGAAAUCUAGAGGGGGUCCUUACGCCUCUGCUGGACCUGCACAAAAUUCCAUCCUGGAUUCCUAAGGAAAUCUUCACAGGGUUAAUGUGCCUCAGCUCCUUUACUGUGGCCCUCCUCUUCACUUUGGGCUCUGGAAACUACUGGCUGGAGAUUUUCAACAGCUAUGUUGGAUCCAUGCCUCUGCUUAUCAUAGCCUUCUUUGAGAUCAUCAGUGUGGUGUAUAUAUAUGGAAUAAACAGAUUUAAUGACGACAUCGAAUGGAUGACCGGGCGGAGACCAAACAUCUACUGGCAGGCCACUUGGCGCUUCAUCAGUCCUCUCAUGCUGCUGGUGGUGUUUGUGGCAUACGUCGUCGUCGAGGCUGAGAAACGACCAACAUAUAACACCUGGAACCCAGAAUACGUGCACUUCCCCCUCGCUGAUGUUCAGCACUAUCCUGAAUGGGUGCUUGUUAUCUGCGUGCUCUUAUCUGUCCUUCCUGUUGUAUCAAUUCCUCUUGUGGCGCUCUACAGAUUCCUGGGUUUCCUGAAGAAGUACAUCAUGAAAAGGCACAACCCAAAUCCAUAUGGAAAUGAAUUAUGUCAUGGAGAAUUGUAAAUUAAACUUUUUCAUUUGUUUCAUCUGAUUGGUGGUCAGGACGACAAGUGGUACAUAUUUGAGAUACGUUGUCAUUUAAUAACCUUGUGUAUUUUUCAAUUGAAAACAAUAAGUGUUGUUACUGAUUAUUUUCAUGUUUUGGGUUUUUUAAUCUUUUGUAUAGUAUGGUAUAAUAAACAUCUAAUCACAUUACAGUUUAAAUUACAUUAUCACUUGAAUAGUUAUAGCUAUCAUUUCAGUAUGUUAUCAAAAAGCAAACUUUAAAAAAAGAUGUGCACAAGUAUAUUUCUGUUAGAGGAAAUGCAAACAUUGUCUGCUAGAUCAAAUCAAUGGAGGACAAUAUCGAAGGGGAAACAUAUCAAUAAACAGAAUACCAAAAGACUAACUGAAUAUCGGUUCAUUUCCUCUGUUGAUGUUUUGAAUGGGAAAAAAGAGGAGUGAUGGAUAAGCGCAUUAUUAAUAUUAUCAGUAGCAAGGCUGUGUCACUGUUUAAUCUGCUAAAAUCAUCAUCUUCAUCAUGUAAAUCACCUUCCUGUCUAUGAAGAUAUAAUAGUAGUCUGCCUUCUACCCCUGCUGUUAUCUGCAAGUGUGAAGAGUGAGCUGGUGUUGCAUCUUUGAUGUCACUUUUGUGCAUGUCAACAGUGCAUGUGGGUGUAUGAGACGAGUAGAACGGCUCUUGUGUGUGUGAGGGAACAUGCAUGUGCUCACUGACCAUGCGCAUGUGUGUAUUUUGAGCCAUACGAGUUACACAGUUGUCCUUUUUGUGGUGUGGCUGGACGGUGAUAUUGUCCCCCCGGUGUCACGUGCUUUGGAAUAUGCUGGCGGCCUUUGUUGUCCCACUGCCCGUGCUGCUUUUCUGGCACUUUCAUACAAAGGUGCACUUGAACACUGUGAUGUUAUUAAGCCUUUCAAACUACUACAGUAUGAAUUCCAGCUCUCAGGAAAGACUAUCAUCCCAAUGUAGGAUACAUGGCACAAGAUAAAACAUCGAGGAAUAACGGCGAGGAUUGAGAGCAACAUCAGAACAAAGGUGACGAUUGACCCUGCAUUGACUUGUGAGCACUUUAAUUAUUGUUUGUUUGAGAGAGCAUUUACAAAGCUAUGCAUGAUGUCACACUAAUGUGACUGCAAAAUCAUAUUGUUUGAUACACUUUUCAGUUUGAUCCUAUUCACAUUCCUAUGGCAGCCAUUAUCCAUGCCCUAUUCAAAGUGUGAGGAAUGUGAAAGAGGUUACAACUGUUUACUGACGAUGUACUGUUCAAAAGGACAUGGCAUUCCCACUUUUGUAAACUUUCUGUCUAGGAAAAAAUUAUGUUGUAUGUUGAUUUUUGGUCCUGUCAAUAUAAUUUCUUUCAAGUAUGAUAAUAGCCAAUAAUCCUAUAAGUGGUCUAAACAUUCUUGUAAUCAUCAACAACCACGUGGAGUAGGAGUCUUUCAAAACAUCCACGUGAUGCUGUGAUCUACUGCCACUGUGCUAUCAACAAUGGGACAAGAGCGCAACAAGUUCAGCAGUUUUUUGACCGAAGAUCCCACACUAGGAAAUGUCCCAGCGAGCAGACGCCUCCCAGUGUGGGGGGGUUGUGGUCGAGUCCGAGUCCGACGACAUCACAGCAAAUAGGAAUAGGAGUGUACCAGGUGAGCUCAACUUUGAAUCAAACUAGAAUGUGUGCAAUAUAUUUAUAGCUAAUAUGUGUGCUUAUUUAAUUUCCCUGUGAUUCUUUGAAAGGUUCAGCUCUUAUCUACCUCAAGGGUCCCAAGUUUCUCAUCUAUGUCAGUGGAGUAUUGUCAAUGUGGGUAAGAGUCAUUUCCUGAAGAAACUAAUUCCU